ACAAAGCUGUCGGUGCACGGCAGUGGCGCCUCGCCGCUUCAGGGUGAAGAUGUUCGGCAGUCUGUGCGCUCGUAAGUUGGCUCGCCGUUCACGGUCAGCGUUAAUAGCCGCUUUGACAGUGCUGCUGGUCCAAACGCUUAUCGUGUGGAACUUCAGCAAUCUGGACACGGGUGAAGACAGAAAAGACAACGCCAGAGAGAAGAGGGACCGAAUCGGCAUCAACAAAGCCUACAGCGAGUACCCGAAGAGCGGCUUCCAGAGGAGGCAUCACCAGCCGCCGCUGGGCAAAGCGUCUAUUCGACAUAAACUGCAACCGGAUGGCUAUUACUCUCACCGGCCCAAGGAGAAAGUCCGCGUGGACAGCAACAACGAGAAUUCCGUUCCUAAAGACUUUGAAAAUAUAGACAACAGCAACUUUGGGGCGCGUUCCCAGACGCAGAGACACGUGCCCAGCAAGCACAAACAAGGCCUGCUUGAGAAAGCCCAUGUCCAGCAAAGAAAACACUCCAAUGAGGUCAUUCAGUAUGCACAUAACAAGGGGAGCUACAAUCAGACACGGACAGAUCUUCAUCGAAGAGCCAAUCCCACCCUCCAGCCAGAACAAUCCCAGCAGCACCGGCACAACCUGCAGCAGGCUAAGAGAUCAGCCGCGCCCACCGUGGACAUCAAGUACGACCAGCCUCCCAAAUGCGAGAUCAGCGGCAAGGAGGCAAUCUCCGCCCUUUCCCGUGCCAAGACCAAGGAGUGCCGGCAGCAGAUAGCUGAGGUUUAUUGCCGCCACAAAGAACGGCAACUCAUGCCUGAGAAGGUCACCCGUUAUUGCCCCUUAGAGGGCAAAGUAAAUAUGAAUGUGCAGUGGGAGGAAGACUCUAUGGAAACAGUUCCAGCAGUACCAGUGCGGAUAGCCUUCAUAUUAGUGGUGCAUGGACGGGCCUCUCGCCAAGUGCAGCGGCUAUUCAAGGCCAUAUAUCACACAUCCCAUUUCUAUUACAUCCAUGUGGACCAGCGAUCCAACUACCUGCACAGGCAGAUGGUGGCUCUGGCCGACCAGUACCCCAACGUCCGGGUCACAUCAUGGCGCAUGUCUACGAUAUGGGGCGGGGCCAGCCUUCUCACCAUGUACCUGCAGGGCAUGAAGGACCUGUUGGCCAUGCGGGAUUGGCCGUGGGAUUUUUUCAUCAACCUCAGCGCUGCCGAUUACCCAAUCAGGACCAAUGAUCAGCUGGUGGCCUUCCUGUCCAAAUACAGAGAUAUGAAUUUCAUCAAGUCUCACGGGAGAGACAACGCUCGAUUCAUCAGAAAACAGGGUUUGGAUCGGCUUUUCUUCGAGUGUGACACCCAUAUGUGGCGGCUUGGAGACAGGAAAAUUCCAGAAGGCAUUUCCGUGGAUGGGGGAUCUGAUUGGUUUCUGCUCAACCGAACGUUCGUGGAGUACGUCAUCAACUCUCAAGAUGAUUUGGUGACCAACAUGAAGCGUUUCUAUGCGUACACGCUCUUACCUGCGGAGUCAUUUUUCCACACGGUUCUGGAGAACAGUCCGCAUUGCGAGAGCAUGGUGGACAACAACCUGCGAAUCACGAACUGGAAUAGAAAGCUGGGCUGCAAGUGUCAAUACAAGCACAUCGUGGACUGGUGCGGCUGCUCCCCCAAUGACUUCAAGCCCUCUGAUCUUCCUCGUUUCCAGCAAACCACCAGGCCUACGUUCUUUGCGAGGAAGUUUGAAGCCAGCGUGAAUCAAGAGAUCGUGAACCAGCUGGAUAUCUUCCUGUUUGGGAGUAUGCCCCAGGGCACGCCGGGUUUCAAAGCCUACUGGGAAAAUGUUUUUGAAGAACCUGAUGGUAUUCACAGCCUGUCAGAUAAGCAGCUCACGCUCUACCACGCCUUCGCCCGAUUGGGCCUGACACGAACUGCCAGCUCAUUACAAGGAGACCCCAGUGACACCAGCUGCAGGUAUUUCGCUAUGGGCCAUCCUGUGUCUGUCCACCUCUACUUCUUGUCUGAUGAGUUCCAGGGAUACUUGGUCAGGCAUCAUGCCACCAACCUGGCAACCAGCAAACUGGAAACCCUGGAGACGUGGGUCAUGCCUAAACAGUUCUUCAAGUUCACAAAUCCACCCAAUACCUUUAACCGACUACAGUUUGCAGAGAUCGGAACAGACUGGGAUGCCAAAGAAAGGAUAUUCCGAAACUUUGGGAAUCUGAUGGGUCCCAUGGACGAGCCCGUGGGAAUGCAAAAGUGGGGUAAAGGGUCAAAUGUCACUGUGACCGUGGUGUGGAUUGACCCCACCAAUGUCAUCGCUGCUACCUACGACAUCCUGAUCGACUCCAGCGCCGAGUACACUCACUACAGGCCUCCACUGAAUCUGCCCCUGCGGCCGGGCAUGUGGACCGUACGCGUGCUUCACCACUGGAGCCCUGUGGCAGAAACACGCUUCCUGAUCACCCCCCUUACUCACCACAAACACCUGCCAAUACGCCAAGAGGAUGCUUUGAGAAUGCACAACGGGCCCACCAAGAACAGCUACAUGGAGCAGAGUUUCCACGGCCUCAACCCUAUCCUGAACAUCCCGGUCCAUCUGGGCCAGGUAGAGGCAGCGGAGCUCAACGCUGGUCUUACGGGGCCUGAGUUGGAGCGCUGGGUGGACAGCCUGGUGGGCGAGGUGUGGUCGGCUGUGGACGUGUGUGCAAUUGGCCUCAGUGGCUGUCCAGUCAUGCAGACAUGCAGGGAAAUGGCAUGGAGCUCUCUCAGCCCGGACCCAAAAUCUCAGUUGGGCCCACCCAGAGCCAACGGGCGAAUCAGGUAGCAGCGUUCGCUGCUCUGAGGACUGCCCUUUUAUAGGUCAUCUUUUAUUUAUUUUCCAGUGUCGCUGAUGUGAACAGGAGCAGAAUGCCGCCUUGUUAUGCUCUCAAAUGCAAAAUACACAUGAAAGCGGACGCUGGGAAGAUUAUUAUAAAGAUUUCAAAUGUGCGCCAGCUGGUUAUCUUAAACUCUUGAGUGCUCUAGUGAUGUGAGUGCUGUCAGUCAUCUUUCUACUUUAUUUAUUUUGAUUACUGUGAUUGAAUCUUUGUUGACUGGAUGCUGGAAUAGAAUAUUAAGCACAGAAUGGACUUGAACACUGGUUGUAAGACCAAAAGACAUGUUUGUAUAGCCUGAUAUUUAAACACACUUUUAUUUAUAGGAUCAGUGUUUUUCAACUUAUACUUUAUUAAAAUCCUUAUGUCUGGUUGCAAAAUGGCCCCCAAAUAUAAUUUGGGCACUAAAGACACACUAAAACAUGCAUUUGUUUCAACAAAAUAUCAAAACAAGUGGCAUUUAUUUUAAAGAAGGCAGAAAACACAGUAUUUGAGCAGUUUCUGGUAGUAAAAUUAUGAACUAUAAAUAUAAAAAGGUACACCUGUGUUUACUCUGCUAGGACUCUAUGAAUUCAUACAUCAACCAAAAAAGAUCUUAAAGGAAAAGUUCACCCAAAAAUGAAAAUUCUGUCUUCAUUUACUCACCCUUGAGUUGUUUCAAAUUUGUAUAAAUGUCUUUGUUCUGAUGAACACAGAGAAAGAAAUUUGGACGAAUGCUUGUAACCAAACCUCACCGUUGACUACCAUAGUAGGAAAAAUGACAAUGGUAGUCCAAAGUUUGCUUUCCUACAUUCUUCAAAAUAUCUUCUUUUGUGUUCAACAGAACAAAGAAAUGUAUACAGAUUUGGAACAACUCGAGGGUGAGUAAAUGAAGACAGAAUUUUCCUUUUUGGGUGAACUUUUCCUCUGUUCAACUGUGCAACAUAUAUUUUAGGUUGUUUUGAGGGUCUAGCAUCAUUUGAUUUAUUAAUUUGUUUUCAAUCCUUUAAAUGGCAUUUUUAAAUGUGACCUUAUUGUACAAAAGUGUCCAAAUGUUUUUGGUCCACUGUAUAUAACUGUCACCGACGCAACAUUGCAGAAAUCUGUAGUUUUAAGAGAAAUACUUCUCGUUCCAGACUCAAGUCUCAAUAGACUGAAUUCUGUCAACUAGGCAAAAGUCCGAUUUUUUUUCUUUUUAAUAAGUUAUUGGUUGAAAAACACUUGUUUUGAAUGAAUUUUGAGCUUUUAAGAAGUAGCGUUCUGGGCCACAUUGUCAUAGUUGUUAAAGUAAGAGAGUGAGUCUAGAGAAGCAUGUGCUCUGAGUGAAGUGGCAGACUGCUGACGUUGUCCCAUGUGAGCUGUGCUGGAGCUCUGACUUCUGUCUCUGUGCUGUUCCCUUCAGGCUGCCCAAACUUAAAGUAGAAGGUGCCAGCUGUGCUGGCACACCGAGGAAAAAGUAAUUCCUCCACUUUUUUAUUGUAUCGUUUUUUUGUUGUUUUUUGCUUAAACAGAGGUAUUGGGUAGCUGAGGGGUGUAAGAUGGCUAUUUAUUCAUGCGUUUAUAUAAAUGAAAUAGAUAUUUUUUUAGUCAAUGACUAAUGUCUAUAUGCUGUUUUUUGCAGCUCGUUCAAUACCUUUUGUAAACAAGCUGCCUUUAUUUACAAAGGCAAUUAUCCCAACCAUAUAACUACAGACACGAGAUGCGGUACUAGUACAGGCGUCUGUAAAAACACCCAUUCCGCGCCACCACCUGAGAUCCACUUGUCCAUGUCAAAAACGCUGAGCUCACUGGGAAACUAACUGGUUGAAUGAUCUUAAAUCACCUCAAAAACUUUUUGGUCAUGCUGCUUGUAAUAUUUCAUUCUGGUCUUUUUUAUAUGAGCCAAUGUUUGGUACUUUUGCCAUGUGUUGCUUAAAUCUUUUAACGAGCGCAUAAAGGUCAUCAGCCGGACCGGUUGGUAGCAUCCACACAAUGUCACCGGAAUUGCUUCCAAAAGUUGCCUGGAAGAGACCUCAACUGCUCUCCAUUGCACGUAUGCCAUUUAGAUGUCACAUUUUCCAAACUGGGCUGUCCGGAUAACUCGCAUCCAAAAUAAUGAUACGCUAGUCGUUCAGAUGUAUUUUUAGCGGAGAAGAUUGCACGCUUGCUGGACUCUGGAGUUUGCAUUGGACUAACAUUUCUCCGUUUUGCAGACCUUUUAUGUUUUUUUACAUUGAAACUAGUGUGGCUUGUUGCACUCUAUCAUUUAAGGGACAGAUCUCCUCGGGGACUGUAAGCCUGGCCUUGUCAUUACUUUGUAUGCAUUCAGAUUGUUAUCUGGUCUUCAGAGAGUGAAAUGUGGUCGUGUGAUCCGAAGGAGACUGUGACUUUAGAUUUUCAAUAACGCGCUUUUUUCAUCCAUACAUUCCCGGCUAGUGUAAAAUGGGAAUGCGUUGUUAGUACAGUUUUUAAAAGCGCGUCUAAUGCUUGUCUACGUGGUGUUACAUCUGUACUGUACAUGUGUGAAAGUGCAAAUGAUUUGAUAUUCUUAAAAAAAGAGAGAAAUUAUAUAUAGUUAUUAUGUCUUGAGAUUUCGGCUUAAGUAAGAUUUAGCCUUUGGAUAAAUGAAAUUUAUGAUACCUUGAGAAAUAUUCAACACUUAAAGGUGAAGUGUGUAGUUUUCUCGAUAAUUUUCUCCUUUCUCAGUUUAAUAUGCAGAGACAGAUAUAAGUAAGCCAUUCUUAGGUCGACGUCCCAAAGACGUUUUUGUUACACACUUCACCUUUAAGAAAAUCACAGCAGUGGGCGGAUCUGACCUCAAGAUUAAAGGAACAUACCUCCUCCUUUCACAAUGUCAAGUGUCUGUUCAACCAUUCACAUUGAAAAGAUAUUUAUGAUAUCAUCGGUCAAACAUCUCUUAUGUACAAUCAUUAUUUUGGUAGGAAUGACAAUGUCUCAAAGUAUUGUAAAUAAUCUUACGUUUAAAAGGGUGUCGAAGUGAGUGAAGUCUUGGUGUGGUGUUGAGUGGCACUGUAGACAUUCUCAUGUGAAAAUGCGGAGGGUCUGUAAAGGGCUGUGCUGGGAUGGGAUGGGAUGAGUGUGUGGUUUUAGCUCUUAAUGAACAUUUUUGCCUUUCAGAGAAUCUUGUGCCAGAUCGCCAUUCUCUGUGCUGGAAUGUUUUGUUGAGCAACUGUUGCACAAUUUAUUUAAACCCCUUGAGCUCUCCAGUUGAAGGGGGGCUCUGUGCCUUAGGUGUUGUCCUGUCUAAAGGAUUUCCAACCUUCUGUAUGUAAACAUCUAACGUGUCAUCUCUGUCUUUGAUUUCUCCACCAAACCAAAAAACUGCUGUUGUAAAUGCCUUGUGUAUCAAUGUUGUUUUGGUUCUGUUUUUCUUCAUACCGAACUUUUGAAUAAAACAAGAACUCCU
Triplophysa rosa is the source of this 6237-nucleotide messenger RNA. It is a transcript of the gene xylt1, whose product is annotated as xylosyltransferase I. Gene Ontology annotation, molecular function: protein xylosyltransferase activity. The transcript has 11 exons. The record is from RefSeq and is a predicted model, not a curated record. Bases 50 to 2803 code for a protein of 917 amino acids. Gene Ontology annotation, cellular component: membrane. NCBI's taxonomy places the organism in Eukaryota, Metazoa, Chordata, Actinopteri, Cypriniformes, Nemacheilidae. Gene Ontology annotation, biological process: heparan sulfate proteoglycan biosynthetic process; chondroitin sulfate proteoglycan biosynthetic process.